This is a messenger RNA of Acanthochromis polyacanthus (spiny chromis), 8563 nucleotides long. It is a transcript of the gene hcn2b, whose product is annotated as hyperpolarization activated cyclic nucleotide-gated potassium channel 2b. Gene Ontology annotation, cellular component: membrane. The record is from RefSeq and is a predicted model, not a curated record. Bases 1283 to 4411 code for a protein of 1042 amino acids. Lineage: Eukaryota; Metazoa; Chordata; Actinopteri; Pomacentridae. Gene Ontology annotation, biological process: potassium ion transport; transmembrane transport. The transcript is spliced from 9 exons. Gene Ontology annotation, molecular function: voltage-gated potassium channel activity.
AAAUGGACAUGUUGGAAAUUUUCUGUGUUGCUGACUUAGAUUAACUUCUGGUUGUUUCUAUUCAGAAUUAUCAAAACGAUUCUAACUAUUAUAAAGGUCGGUACUGAAUUCAGUGCCUUCACCCACAGACUUAAUUGUCUUACUGUAACCAGAUGCAGUGUCACUGUUUGUUUUUGUACCGAGUCUAAAAUAGCUUCAGCAGUUCUUGAAGUUGAAUGAAAAAGAAACCAUAAACUUUGAAAAUAUAAUAGAAAAACAAAUGUCUAUAGCCAGUGUCUUUGAUUCAAGUUAAUAUCUUGAGCUUAUUGAACUGUUUUCUCAUGUUCCUCUAACUUGAUUAGCCUUACACUGUAACCGCUCAUUAGAUGACUUUAAACUAAAGGACCAGCAGAAAUGCAGUCAAGACUUUGUAGUCACUGUCUGAGACAAAUAGAUUCAACUUAAUUGUUUCACUUUGCUGAACUUGUUCAGUUAGCUUAACUUGAUCAGUUUGACACUUUGACGACUCACUGGAUGACUUUGAAUGAAUUAGUCAACAAUAAUGCAGUUAACUCGCAUUUUUAAGGCAGCUGGAGAACAACUGAAUCCCUCUUUUUGGUUCUUGGAAGAUGCUUCAGCUCUUAUCCAAGUCAGAUGUUUGGGUCUUUAAUCAACUUUUAACCAUGUUGGGGCUGUUGGUGGGGCAGUAUAUAUCUGAGACCUCCCCAUCAGUCAGUUCAAACUGAAGAAGCCUCUUGGAUUGGAGGUGAAACAGCUUCAAGAAGCAGAAAGAGAACUCCAGUUGCUUUAUGCCUGAAGCUCUCAGGUUUGAUGGCUGCAAAUUUUGUUGAAUCUGUGCAAUCUGCACAUUUCUCCACCGGGUGGCGCCUUUGCACCAGGAGAGCCUCAUCAUUUUGGAACGCUACCACCAAACUAAAGCAACAGGCAGGCGCUGUUGCUACCCUCCCAGUUCAGUUAAUUUAAAAAAUGGCUAAACCUAAUAUUAUUGUAUUGAUGAUCUGAUUAUUGCAGCAUGAGUUAUUUUCAUUUAUUGCUGUUCAGAUCAACAAUGGAUGGAAAAAGAGGCAGAACUUGAUAUUUGGUGACCUUCAUUUGUCACCUCAACCCUGCAGCAUCCAGGUUGCAUCCAUGGCAACGGCACCGGCGCGCUGUUUAUCCUGAAGUGGUGUGGAUGGAAAGCAGAGGGAUGCUGCUGCUUUGAAACCGCCGCUCAGUCUCGCCAGGUUCAAGGAGUGUCCGUGCGUCCGUCUGUCCGUCUGUCCGUCUUUGUCUGCCUGUGUUCAUGGACGAGGCGGAGGACGGCGAGGAGGAGCCCAAAUUCCUGCAGGCUCCACGGCCUCCAGCAGGCAUUUCGACCGGUUGCGAGGAUCAUGGGAGCAGCAGAGGAGCCAAGAUGAAGAAAUUUACGCCAGGAGGCGGAGCCGCGUCCAUUGCGCGCAAAAACUCCAACAGCAAUGAGCUGUGGCUCCUGCAAGACGAGGACUGCUGCGCGCCGCUCAGUGCCAGUGGCAGCGCUGCCUCUGCCCUGUCGUGCCAGAGGGAGGCUGCCGGCGGCCAAGGCGGCUCAGAGUCACACCUCAGAGGGGACACAGCAGAGGGGGGCAUCGGCAUGAUAUGCAACAAAAACGGAGACUGUAGAAGGGACCCGGCCAGUUCAGGGAGCCUCUCCUCCCUCAUCUCCAGGCAGGAGAAGCAGCCAGAUGGAGUAGUGGCAGCUGAAGACAGCAAGAUCGCAAGCAUGGACGGCUCUGUCCCUUCAGUGGGGCCUGAGGUCAAGACCGUGGCAGCGAUGGAGAAGAAGGACUCCAGAGUUUCCUUCUCCAACGCCCCGACUAGUAAAGGACAGACUCCGAGUCAGCAGUCGAGAAAUUCUGUCACUUUCUCCAAAGCGGAGGACGGAUCCCAGAUAGUGCCGGAUGAUGGAGAGCCCAGGUCGAACCAGACGUACAUGCAGCGGCAGUUUAGUGCCAUGCUGCAGCCCGGAGUUAACAAGUUCUCCCUGCGCAUGUUUGGCAGCCAGAAGGCGGUGGAGAAGGAACAAGAGCGCGUAAAGUCAGCGGGUAAUUGGAUUAUCCACCCAUACAGCGACUUCAGGUUCUACUGGGACUUCACCAUGCUGAUGUUCAUGGUGGGCAACCUGAUCAUCAUCCCCGUGGGCAUCACCUUCUUCAAGGACGAGACCACGACGCCGUGGAUCAUCUUCAACGUGGUCUCAGACACCUUCUUCCUCAUGGACCUGGUGCUCAACUUCAGGACUGGCAUCGUAUUCGAGGACAACACGGAGAUCAUCCUGGACCCCAAGAAGAUCAAGAAGAAGUACCUGAAGAGCUGGUUCGUGGUGGACUUUGUCUCCUCCAUACCUGUGGAUUAUAUCUUCCUCAUCGUGGAGAAGGGCAUCGACUCGGAGGUGUACAAAACGGCCCGGGCGCUCCGCAUCGUCCGCUUCACCAAGAUCCUCAGUCUGCUGCGGCUGCUGAGGCUGUCCAGACUCAUCCGCUACAUCCACCAGUGGGAGGAGAUCUUCCACAUGACCUAUGACCUGGCCAGCGCUGUGAUGCGAAUAUUCAACCUGAUCGGUAUGAUGCUGCUGCUGUGCCACUGGGAUGGCUGUCUCCAGUUCCUCGUUCCGAUGCUGCAGGACUUUCCCGCUGACUGCUGGGUCUCCCUCAACAAGAUGGUGAAUGACUCGUGGAGCGAGCUCUACUCCUUCGCUCUCUUUAAGGCCAUGAGCCACAUGCUGUGCAUCGGAUAUGGAAGACAAGCCCCAGAGAGCAUGUCGGACAUCUGGCUCACCAUGCUCAGUAUGAUCGUAGGAGCCACCUGCUACGCCAUGUUCAUCGGCCACGCAACUGCCCUCAUCCAGUCACUCGACUCGUCCAGACGACAAUACCAGGAGAAGUACAAACAAGUGGAGCAGUACAUGUCGUUCCACAAGUUACCGGCCGACUUCCGACAGAAAAUCCAUGACUACUACGAGCACAGAUACCAGGGCAAGAUGUUUGAUGAGGAGAGCAUCCUGGAGGAGCUUAAUGAGCCUCUACGUGAGGAAAUCGUCAACUUCAACUGCCGCAAGCUGGUGGCCUCCAUGCCGCUGUUUGCCAACGCCGAUCCCAACUUUGUGACAGCCAUGCUGACCAAGCUGAGGUUUGAAGUCUUCCAGCCCGGAGACUACAUCAUCAGAGAGGGCACCAUCGGCAAGAAGAUGUACUUCAUCCAGCACGGGGUGGUGACCGUCCUGACCAAAGGAAGCAUGGGCAUGAAGCUGAUGGACGGCUCCUACUUCGGAGAGAUCUGUCUACUGACCCGCGGCAGACGGACGGCCAGCGUGCGAGCAGACACCUACUGUCGCCUGUACUCUCUCUCGGUGGACAAUUUCAACGAGGUCCUGGAGGAGUAUCCCAUGAUGAGGAGGGCCUUUGAGACAGUUGCCAUCGACAGAUUGGACAGGAUAGGCAAGAAGAACUCAAUCCUGAUGCACAAAGUUCAGCAUGAUCUCAACUCAGGUGUUUUCAACAACCGUGAGAACGAGAUGAUCCAGGAGAUAGUUAAAUACGAUCGGGAGAUGGUACAACAGGUGGAUGUUCCACGACCUCGGGCCAUGUCCAUGACGCCUCCUCUGCCUGGUGGGAUCUAUACUCCCUCAGGUUCCUCCACCCAGCCCCAGAAUUCAGCAAUUGCCACUCUGCAGCAGGCCGUAGCCAUGAAUUUUUGUCCCCCCACGCAAGGGAACUCGGUGGGAACUGGGACCCUGCAGUCUCCCAGAAUGGUGAGGAGAUUCCAGGUAAUACAAGGCGUUUCCAGCCCUGUCUCAGCCUCUCCACUGCAGUCUCAACUUCUUGCUUCUGGUGCCUUUGCUCCGGUUCUGUCCAGCCCUCCUGUCCAGAGCCCACUGGCGGUUGGAGGACGAUCAUUCCAGUAUGGAGCCAGUCCUACCUCAGGCUCCCAGCUCUCUCUAGCCCAGCAGCACAUAACCAGCCCUGCACACCGGCCCAGCACACAUAAGAGUACCCAUUCCUUGCAAAUGGGCAGCCUGAGCCAAGAUGCCAGGGCGCUGUCAGCCUCGCAGCCCUCACUGCCUCAUGAAGGGGUACAACCAGGUGCCCCUAGUCCUCCCCAAUCGACACGAGUGUCCUCCACUUCCAUUGGACCCCCUCAGACCCCAGCAGGUCUUACAGGCAUCCGGAGCGCUAUACCACAUAGGGUAAUACUCCCCCACCAAAUGUCCGUCGGAGCAUUUCCUGUAGCAUCCCUGCCUGGUUCUGUGCCUGGUUUCACUCCUGGCACAGGACUGGCAAUAGGAGGUCUGGGAACAGGUCUAGGGGACUCGGGACUACCCAAGAAGGACUCGAUAUCAAGCCUUCCUGAGACAGACCACAUCAAAGUCAGAUCCAGGCUAUCUUCAAACUUGUGAUCUUAAUUAAACUGUGCUGGAAACGUGACUCAGUGGGGGGGCUCGACUGCAGGAACUGGGGAAUUUGUUGUUCUCUUGCCUACAGUUCCUCCUCCGUCUACUCCAGUUUGACGUAUGAAUGUUGAGUGAGCGGCAGCAGGGAAAGAGAGGAGACUGUUCUAACAUAAUAAAGUCUGUAUGGAGACGUUUGAAAGCUGCAGCAUUGAGAUGUAGUUGCACAGAUUGGUAGUGGUAAAGUAGCAUCUUUAUUUCACAACUUAGUCGGCAACAAUAUGGGCAUAAUUGCUUCACUAUCCUCUCAUUCACCUCAUUUAAUGCAAACUUGGGGUCGGAUGGGGCUAAAAGAAAUUCAGGGACCUGCUUCAGAAAUCAGAAGUUGGCACUUUAGUGAGGUUUAACUACUGUGUCUAUCACACGUUGUUGGUAGGCUGGCUGAAAAAGAUGAUCUUCUCACACAGGCACAAGAGUAAAUGUAAUUUUGUAAAAACAAAAAAAAAUUCAUACAGACUGGAGUGCUUUUUGCGUUUUUCAAGGAUUCCCAUGAAAAACUCUAAGACUAAAUUUGUAAGCACAAAACUGGACAAUAUUAAGUGGGAUAUAAAAAUACAAGGCAAAAGCACUCCCCUUUGACUACCCUGAUGUUCCCAAAUAUUUUAAGCCAUAUUCCCCCCACUCUAUUGUUACAAAUGGAUGAAUGAGUAUAUUUAUGAAUCAAAAUGGCAUUUUCAGAAUCCAAUCAGCAUCUUUUGUAAGUCUUCCCUGCCUCUGAUAGUCAGACAAAUAUGAGUCCGGGGGCAUUUCAGAUCACAGACAUUGAAUAUAUCCUUCAUACUGAAAUUACAGCUGUGGGACAAAUUGUCUUGUUCCAGCCAAGCCAUCGAUUUCUAUGGGAAAUGCCUGCAUGUUUGUUUCAUUUAAAGCUGCAAUAAUCAAUACACUUAAUAUUAACAGUGAAUCAAAUGACUAAGUGCAGUGAACCCAAAGAGAAAGAUCACUCAACUGUGGAUCUCAUUGUAGCUUUUUAGCCUCUUUUAGCUCACCGUUUUGGUUUAAGAUCCACAAAUUUCACCAUCUCUUUUACCACUUUAAGUAAGAGCUGCUUUAUAAUGAAAGAAAGAAUGAAAGACAAGUUUAGCAGCUUGCUCAUGAAGAAAAUCAAACAUUUUUCCUCAUGCACUGGUGGAGACCAAAGCGGAGCUACAUGGGGAGCCCAGAAAAAUAAUUUUUACUGACAUAAUAAGGAAAAAGAAAGUUAGCAAUUGAUUAAUGCAGAUUUAAGAAUCAUGAAUACAUAUGGUUUAGUGAGAAUAUUCCCAAUUAAAAUAAGCAACACCCCAUCUUACAGCUGAUAUAGAAUGGAUUAUGAUGGGUGAAAGGACCGUAGGCAUGUGAGUAGUAAUAUGCCACACAAUAUUCUACUGGAUCUUAGAAAUUGGGAGACACUGCCAGUUAAUUACAAGAAAUUUUAUAUGAGUCAAAAUGUAAAUUCAGAUCAUCACAAUGUAAAUCCAUGAAUCCAUUUUUUUUCUAACCCCGAAUCUCACUCUCCUCCAGCAGCAGUUUGGCCAACGUGUCGCUAUGCCAAAGUCAAUUCACACAGAUAUUGAAACUCCUGCAAAGCUCAACCCUGCUGUUAUAACGCUACAGUUUUGAUCAACAGCCAAGGACAGUGUGGUUAUUUUUGCAGGAUGUAUAUUGCAGUGUGCCUCUGUUAUAAAUGCCUCAAUAAGAGUUCAUCGGAUGCCGCUGAUUUGUGUCCAAAAGCAUUAGGAAGGGAACCUUUUCUCCUGGACCUGACAUUCUAUUCACCUCAUCUCACUAAUGCCUGAGCCAUUACUGGGUAAUGAGAGUGGAAAUUGGAAUCCCUCGGGUCUGUUUGGGACUGUUAUUAUUCUCCUUCGAUUGGAUUUCAUUAUACAGUGCCAAUAAUGAGUUCCUCUUCUAUGAUCAUUUUUGCAUUCUCAUUUUGUUUAGUUUCAGCUCCUGUGUUGUUAUCCACCUUGAGAGUUUCUGAAUGGGACAAAGUUGAAGGUUUUUAAGUAUUUUUAUACAGUGUUUUUUUUUUAGGUCUGUUGUGUUUUUGUUCUAUGCCCAAAUUAUGCCCCGUGGAACCUAUUUGGAUGCUCGAAAAAUAAUUAAUAGAGGCUUGUUAUGAGAGUGGUGUUUUACUGAAAUUCACACCGUGUCCUGGAGGCACUGUCUUAGGACACAAAAUGCAUUUAGUGACAAAAUUAGUUUGCAGACUAUUUUUUGUUGUUUAUUUAACAUAACUGGAAAUCACACAGAGAAACAGAAAAUAGGAUCAGCAGCAAAUAUGGUCAGGAUCAGUACUUAAACUGAAAUCACAGAUAUUCUCAAGCUUAAUUAUUCAGAAUCAACCCCACAAUUUUCAGCUUAAACAUGAACAGAAUCACACCAAAGUUUGUGGGAUGUUUUGUAUGCAAGUCUCACUAAAUUUCAGGCAAAUCAGUCAAUAAUACACUAAACUCAUUCAGUCGUAUUGUCUGAAAGUGAUGUUUAUCACGCAAAGCAAUAACUGUUUGAAAAAGAGCGAGUGGUCACUUUUAUGUAGAUGACGUUCUGUUGUAUCUUUGAGAUGUUAAUGGAGAUGCAAUAUAUCAGCUUUCGGACUGAUUUUCCAAACUUUACUGAUAUUUUGUUGUUGGAAGCAGAUAUUGAGAUUUAAAUCACACUCUUAACUAAAAAUAACUUAGCUAUUUCUACGUGUGUCUCAUGUAAACCUGACUGCUUAUUUAUGUAACCUAGUUUACUAUAAACUACUGUAGACCUACUAAAAAAUGUUUGAAAAAGGAAUCUCAUCUUAGUCUCUGACAAACUGCAUAUUAUCAUCUGGUGUGAACUGAUAUUACUUGAACAUUACAAUUAAAGCAGAAGAAAAGCUUUUGCUUUGCAGAAGACGUAUCACUUCUUUUUCUACAGUCGCUCACAGAACCAUCCACAGUUUGUAUAUAAUCCUGUGCCAGUUGCUGUGAGGUCUGCAUGACUCUUUCUACUGUAUUUGUUUAGUUACUUUUCUAAUCUCACACCCAAGUAAAUUAGCGAAACCUGCUCCUUUUACCGACGGCGCUUUCAGAUUUAUUCUCCCUUUGACACCGUUUACCGCUCACACCUAAUUAGCAUGUUGCCCAGAAACUGUGUAAGUGCAUUUUUAGCUCCUUUUUGCAACUUUACAAACAUGUUUAGUGUUAUGUAAAUGUUACAACAACUCAGCUGUUCAGCUCUUUCAAUAGACCCUCAAGGCUUUUGCUUAGGAUAGCAUCUGGGCUGCACACAUGCACGCAAAGGCGGCAGCAACAUCAACAGAAGCGUCUGUAUUUGCCAAGUUGUGUGCUUUUCAAAAAUUCUUUUUCUUUUUUUUUAAAGCCUCAUUUUUCUUAUCUUCAAGGCUACAGUUAGAACUGCAGUAUUUACCAUUCCAGUUUUCAUCAAUGGGAGUAACGGAUGGUGAUUCAGAGUGUUUAAAACGUGCAUCUACAAGGGCUGUUCAUUUGAAUCGAGCGAGGAUGUGAUUUUGUGUCUAACAUUAUUAUCUUUUCGGCGAAUAACAACUGGAAGAAUACAUGAUGCACUUUUUUAUACUAGUUGUUUCUGUAUUUCAUGGGAUACACUAUUUAUUUCCUUUGUUGUUUGCAUACUUCAUUCUUGCUUUAUCCUCAGAACCUUGUUCUUGUGAAUAGCGUCAUUCAGUAAUGCAGUGACUUGGUACAAAGCCAAACUAAUCGAUACCUUAAAUACUGCAGACAAAUGUAGGCUAGCUAAUGUAGACUGCGCUCUUCUCCUACAGGAAUCAUGAACUCCCUUGAGGCAAGCAGACGAUCUCAGGCGGUCACGGUCUGUGAAAUCAGACAUUAACGGUGCAGUACAGGCAUUUUUCUUUUGUUUUUCUGUGUCAGGGACCUGAUUUUCUUUUAUUGAGCCACUCUACAGUUGUCACAUCCCAUAAUAUGUACUGUGCAUACCUAGUGCCUAGCAAAUAUCGUAGUCUCCACAUACAUGUACUAUAUUCUUUGUGUGUGUGGCUGUAAAAAGAAAAUGCAAACCUCCUCACAAUGCAAACAUCACUGUCACUUGUAUCCCACUGCAAUACAUGUACAAAGGAAAACCAAUAAAUUGUAUUUGAAUACGGUGUGA